GGUUUCACGUAACGAUUUUGGCCUUGCAUCGAUAUCAAGAAGUGUGGAGAGUCUGCUUUUCCUGCCUGCUGGCGAGGGUUCGGCUCCCGCAGAAGCAUUUUACGGUAGCUCUCUUUUCUUUACCACGGGGUGCCCGUCUCUAGACCAUCUUCUUAGCGGUGGUAACGGUGCUUUGGCGAAGGACGCAUCAGACGGCGGGUUUCGUGCUGGCUUUGUUUCAGAAGUGUAUGGUGAGGCGGGCAGCGGCAAGACGCAACUUGUUCUACAGAGUCUGCUUCAUUGUGUUGCACAGCACUUGUGUGAUCGGUGGCAUCCCUCUCGUACACCGGAGAGUUGCUCCAGUGGAUUGACGACAGGAGGCGUGGCGGCGCUGUACAUUGUCUCGGAGAAUUUUCCGGCAGCUCGACUUGCAGCACUGGCGGCGGGUACUGUGGAACGAGAAAAGCGGAGGGUUCUUCGCGUAUCAGCGCACCUUCCGCCAUCGACUGUUGACCGGCUAAAGGCGUACUUGGAGCGGGAGGUGACAGUGGAUUCCGUUAUAAGGGGACUACACGUUCGUCGUGUAGGUACACUGAAGGAACUUGUUUUUUUGCUUCAUUCUGGCACUUUAUCAAGGGCGUUUCACGCUUUGGGUGGUCGAGGGAUGGUGGCGGUGGACUCCAUUGCGGGGGCUGCCGGUGCAGGUGACGGUGCGAAUGGUGAUGAUGGAGGAGGGGAGAUGGGAACAGAUGUUAUGGUUGUGGGGACAUUAUUGAAAACGUUUGCGGUACACGAGAAGGCCGCAGUGGUUGUCACCAAUCAAGUGCGCUCAAUGCUUUCUGGUGGACAGCAGCAGCGGCAUGGCGUCAAAGACGCGGUAAUACCCGCACUUGGGGUUCAGUGGUCCUUGACGCCGCAUGUGCGUAUUCAUCUUCGACGUCUUCAAGGCGCGGGUGGCACGACACAUCGAAAGCUCAUUGUUCUCUCAGGUCCCUCAAAUCCCCCCUUGUGCGGCGGGUACGUCAUUGGCGAGGAUGGCAUUCGCGGGGAUUUGUAA
This is a messenger RNA of Trypanosoma cruzi, 1036 nucleotides long. Its product is annotated as DNA repair protein, putative. The annotation marks the transcript as partial. NCBI's taxonomy places the organism in Eukaryota, Euglenozoa, Kinetoplastea, Trypanosomatida, Trypanosomatidae. Gene Ontology annotation, cellular component: replication fork; Rad51C-XRCC3 complex. Gene Ontology annotation, biological process: telomere maintenance via recombination; resolution of mitotic recombination intermediates; t-circle formation. The record is from RefSeq and is a predicted model, not a curated record. The transcript has a single exon. Gene Ontology annotation, molecular function: four-way junction DNA binding.